ACCAAUAAAUGUAUAUUUUUCAGGUAAGAAAGCUGGAUGGAUUCAGCACUGGCAUAUAGCAUGGUUUCUGUCAUAAACACAUUUCCACCUAUCUGCAGUGUAAAUGGUCUUGAAACAUCUCAGGAAUUAGGACCUCCCAGUCCUGACCAGUGGUCCUGCGGACAGGAGCUGGCAAAUAUUUCCCAUAGUUUUUUUUGGAAUUAUUACUUUACUAAAAUGGGAAAUUAAACACCGUAAUGUUUAAAUUAUACUAAUACAAACAAAUGAAAGAACAGUAGAUGAAACUGAUUAUGAUGCUUCUGGACUCAAUUAAAUAGUUUGAGUAUUGUUAACAUUAGGGAAUUACCGGGCUAAUUGUGUUAAUCAAAAAUAAAAAUCCUCUGGACUUUUUUGGAAACCAGAAAGACAUACGUACAAAUGAAUGCAUAGAAUAAAAAGUACAUUAUAGGUGCACAAAUGUAAGUAUUUCUAAAAGUUCUCUCUUUUACAUCCUGCGUUUUCCUCUUUAAGGACCACAUAUUAAAGAGAAAACACUGUUUUCUUACUUUUCUUCAAGUCACAUAAACUUCACAAAGCGAAGUUCACAAACUGUUACCUUUAAUCCUCUGUUGUGAAGUGUAGUUAACUUUUUAAAAUCAAAAUAAAUACUCUACGAGCUGUUGUAAGUUCAUAAAUUUUACAUUUGCAACUUUCAAACGCUUUUAUAUUUAUUUUGAAGCGUUCACCGGAAGUGUUCGCCAUCGAUAAUCUGCCCGCUUCACAGCGGUGGUUCCCUCUUUUCCAUCCACGUUUUCGGUAUCUUACCCACCCCGCCCAUCAGAAGGGAAUGGAUAGCUUUGGAAAGUAACCUACAGUGAAACCCCUCACACCCCUAUCUGUAAACAUAUUGAGUAUGCCAUGGAUCCAAAGCAUUGUGGUUGCUGUUGCCAAAGAAAACAUGGACCUGAUGACGGACAUCAUCCAGCGGUUUAAGCACAGAAAGGUUCGUGCGGUGCCAGGAGGCUCGACGCGUCACAGGUCGAUAUGUAAUGGAGUCCUGGCUCUGGGUGAGGAGGAGAGGCCAGCAGUGGGCAGACCGAAGGUUGUCAUCAUACAUGAUGCUGUUCGGCCUUUUGUGGAGGAGGAUUUUCUGUACAAGAUAGCAAUGGCUGCCAAGGAACAAGGGGCAGCGGGAGCUAUCCGACCUCUUGUUUCCACAGUAAUCGCCACCACAUCCGAGGGCUACCUAGACCACUCUUUGGAGAGAGCCAAGUACAGAGCCAGCGAGAUGCCUCAAGGAUUUACAUAUGAUGUCAUCUCUCAGGCCUAUCAGAGG
Messenger RNA from Haplochromis burtoni (Burton's mouthbrooder), 1315 nucleotides. It is a transcript of the gene crppa, whose product is annotated as CDP-L-ribitol pyrophosphorylase A. Gene Ontology annotation, molecular function: D-ribitol-5-phosphate cytidylyltransferase activity. The record is from RefSeq and is a predicted model, not a curated record. Gene Ontology annotation, biological process: isoprenoid biosynthetic process; protein O-linked glycosylation via mannose. Gene Ontology annotation, cellular component: cytosol. Lineage: Eukaryota; Metazoa; Chordata; Actinopteri; Cichliformes; Cichlidae.